Molecule: messenger RNA, 930 nt
Organism: Adineta steineri
Lineage: Eukaryota; Metazoa; Rotifera; Eurotatoria; Adinetida; Adinetidae
Source: the annotation of a GenBank genome assembly
AUGUUCCAUAAAAUAACAAAAAAACUUCGUCGAGUAGGUAACAAUAAAAUAUUCAUAAUUUUUGCUACAGUUAUUUUUCUUCUCAUCCGAUUUUACUUUACUACACACGAGUCGAUACCAAAAUUACCUGGAAGUUACAUACAAUCAUCAGAUAUCGAUUCUAAACAAUGUAAUUUAUCAUUAUUAGAAUCCGAUGGUUGGUUUUGUGAAUCUAAUUCUGACUGGAAACGUCGGAAAAGAAUUCAUCGUUUACAACAUAAACGUAAUCGUAUUUCAGAUGAUAGAUCUUUAUUUUUUCAAAAUAAUUGGGAGCCAACAAUUCACUGUCAAUUUGAACGACGUAUUGGUAAUACUGGUGAUGGAGGAAAAUGGAUUUGUGAUGUAUAUCGUUUAAGGCAAAUGAAUACUACCGAUCUAUUGAUUUAUUCAUUUGGUUCUAAUGGUGAUUUUAGUUUCGAACAAGCAGUCAAAAACAUGUUACCCAAAGCAGAAAUUCAUACAUUUGAUAUGCAGUUAUAUAAGUGUCCAGAUGGUAUUUGUACAUUUCAUCAAGCUCGUUUAGGAAAUGGAAAAGAUGAUGAUUCGAAAUCUUUACAAAUGAUUAUGAAAGAACUUGGUCAUGAAAAUAGACAUAUUCAAAUACUUAAAGUUGAUAUUGAAGGCAGUGAAUAUGAUUUAUUUGAAAGCUUAUUGAAUCUUUCACCAAGUAAUCAAGCUAAACUUCCUUAUAUUCGUCAGAUUUUAUUUGAAAUUCAUCUUCACUCCGAUUACAUCGAUAAAUCAAUUGAACGUACACAUGAAUUAUUUGAGUUAUUUCGUGCAAAUAAUUAUGUAAUAUUUCAUAAAGAAGUAAAUUUAGAUGAUCCUCGAAAUGUUUUUGAAUUCGCCCUUAUACGAUUAAACGCAGCAUUUUUUACUUCACAAUUAUAA